Molecule: messenger RNA, 11755 nt
Organism: Gallus gallus (chicken)
Lineage: Eukaryota; Metazoa; Chordata; Aves; Galliformes; Phasianidae
Gene: MTHFS
Product: methenyltetrahydrofolate synthetase
Exons: 3
Coding region: 38-574 (178 amino acids)
Biological process (GO): tetrahydrofolate interconversion; folic acid-containing compound biosynthetic process
Cellular component (GO): mitochondrion
Molecular function (GO): 5-formyltetrahydrofolate cyclo-ligase activity
Source: RefSeq, a predicted model, not a curated record
GGAGCUCGGCGAGGGGCGAGGCCGUGCUGCGGCCCGCAUGGAGCCGCCGGGGGAGGGCGGCAGCGAAAUGGCGGCGGCGCUGGGGGCCGCCAAGCGGGCGCUGCGAACGGAGCUGCGGCAAAAGCUGCGGGCCCUGGGCGCGGCGGAGAAGCAGCGGCAGUCCCGCCUGCUGAGUCGCAAGGUGAUUGGGCAUUCCAAGUACCAAGAAUCCAAAAGAAUUGCGAUCUUUCUGAGCAUGCCAGAUGAAAUCCAGACAGAAGAAAUCAUUAAGGACAUUUUUAAGCAAGGCAAGGAGUGUUUCAUCCCACGUUACAAACCUCACAGCAAUCACAUGGACAUGCUAAAGCUGUCAUCAGCUGAAGACAUUUCUUCACUCACUUUGACAUCCUGGAAUAUUCUCCAGCCUAGCGAUGACGACAGCGCAAGAGAGGAAGCUCUUGCUGGCGAAUACUUCGAGCAUUGCUGCAACAUAAAUGCCACCAGCAUGCUGGUAGCAGGGAUGGCUUACCUGCAUGGACUGUGUGUGGUGUACAAGAGCUAUUUACUCCCACAAGGAAACGCUGGCUUCCUCUAGACUGCCAUUCCAAGCAAGCCCAUGUGGCUCGAAACGAUCCCAGGAUGCUGAUUAACUCUGUUUUAAACUUUUCCAUUGGCAUCUGCCCUGCAGAAAUGUGUUAGCCCUCAAAAGCUCGGUUUCACUUGUCACUAAAUGCCACUAUUGAGUCAUACAUUCAAAGAGCUGCACGUCUUGCCAGGACUGAUAGUCUGCCUUGUGAUGCUGUCGAUAUUCUCAAUCAUUCCAAAUUUUAGCACAGCUCUUUAGAAGUGUAUCUGAAGCAGUGACAAUAUAGUCUUAAGAGGUAGCGGUUUAACAUACAGCUGCAAAGUAAAAUGGGAUGUUAAAAAAUAGAUGAUGGGCUACGAGCCCUCUCCUGCCCAAAACAGAAAGCACCAGAAGCGAGAGGAUUUGGAAAGAUGAGGCUUAUGGGAGUUGAUAAUCAAAAGGCAGUAGGAAGAGAAAAUGUCUUGCCUUGAAGCACAGAGGUCUAAUAAGCUGCUUCAGGUACAUUAGAGGUAGUGGUGUUGUACAUGGAGGUGUAAUGAGAGUAUGCAGAAUGCUGUUAAUCAUUCUGAAAACAGGCACGUACUAAAUAAUACUCGGGGGUAACUGUGACAUACUUAAGUGAUAUAUGCAGAUUGAAACGUAUCUGGAAUAAAUGAAAUAUGGGUUUGUGGAAAGCAGACGUGAUAAAUAUUGCUGUUUAGUAAGAAAAAAUAAAAACAACCCCAAACAAAAUUGUAAAGUGAUUGAGGACAGUGUUAGAUGUUCUUUUCCUGUGGGAGACUUGAUUAAAACUUACACUACAAUAUAUGUCAAGAGGUGGUUUAUAAUUUAAAGUCUCUUUGCACCGGUCAUAAAAAAGAAAACCUGAAACCAUAGGACGAAACAAAAUUGCAAAUCAAGGCAUAGUUCUCAACGUCAUCUAUUUUUUAAUGAAAUGAUCAGAAGUUUGGAUGAACUUCUGCAUGGAGACAGUGAGCCAUCGCAUUUUGAUACGCAUAAGGAGAACAAAUUCACUGCAAGUGAGGCAUUAACAUUCCGGUGAUGAGUCUGCUUGUAGAGAGAGAACGCUCCCCACACACAGUGCUGGGUCACAGCUCUGGGCAUUCAAUCCAGCAUCAGGAGUUCCACAAGGUACAUGAAAUCUCACAGCUCGUACCUCUGCAGCAAUAACUGAGGUUUCUUCCUACCUCUGCACAUGCAGGUCCUGGCUUAUUCCCUUACAAACAAGUUCUCUUUUUUGCUUUACCUGUAUGCACUCUGGUCAUGCCUACGAGCAUCUAAUGUUAUUUGUAUUAAGCCCUUGGCUCUGCGGCUGUCUGACAGCAGCGGGUUGUACUCAGUCAUAAUAUGAAACGUUAUGUUCCCUGUUACAUUAAUAUUAUAUUAUGUUCCCAUGUUAUGUGAAAUACUACGUUCCUUGUAUUCAGUUUAAAUUUGCUGCUUUCAGUUCAAGUGAUACCUCAUCUGUGAUGAGAAGUAAAUAAGGAUGUUUGAUUUACUUUCUUUUUAUUAUUCAUUGCUUAGUUAAGCCUGAAUUAUAGCAAUAGCAUUUUUUUUUUUUUAGUUGCCAAAUAUUUUCUAUUUUCUUAUUCUCAUAUGAAAGCUUUCCUACAUCUGUAGUAGUUCCACCCACUGGUCUGUCAGCCUUUACAAUUUCUCUAUGUUAUUUUGGAGAUGCCCGAGAUACCAUUUUAUGCCCAGCUGAAUAAAUAUUGUGAAAUAUGUGUAAUAUAAGUGAAUUCUUUCUGUACAUUCCAUAUCAGUGCUUUCAAAUCAGCUCGCUGGGUAGGUCUCUUCUGGUUGUUUCCACACAGGUAACCCACAGCUACAAGUUGCUACACAAAAGCCUGUUAUGUUAUUCCAGGUUUGUAAAAUAGACCAGAGAUAAUUUUUCUGCAUAGUGUGUUCCCUAAGGAGAAGUGCUUGGAAAAGCCUUGCUUGGAAAAAUACAUCUGCGUUUGGACCCAGCUGUGGCAUCAGCUGCUCCCCCCAAGGUUUCUCUGCAUUUCAGCCUUCAGUUCAAGAUGUGCGAUGCCAUCUCCUGCACUGGACUGCUGUCCCCUGCGGUGCUGCCUGCCCUUCCUGUGGUGCUGCACAGCUGCCACAGCUCUCUUGAGACAGCCCUGUAACACUCCACACCCAGUUUGCUACUCGAAUACCCAUGCUUUCAGCUGAACUUCUCCCAUUACUUCUGUUUGAAAUGUGUCUCCCGCAGAAUUCUCUUGCAGAAGCUGGCAGCUCAUGGCUUAGGCAGGUGUACUCUUCAUACACUCACUCUUCUACUCACUUGGGUAAGGAACUGGCUGGAGGGCUGGGCCCAGAGAGGUGGUGAAUGGAGUUAAAUCCAGCUGGUAACCGGUCACCAGUGGUGUUCUCCAAGGGUUCAGUAUUGGGACCGGCCCUGUUUAAUACCCUUAUUGGUUAUCUGGACAAAGGGAUUGAGUGGAACCUCAGUAAGCUUGCAGGUGACACCAAACUGGGAGGAAGUGUUGAUGUGCCCAAGGGCAGGAAGGCUCUACAGAAGGAUCUGGGCAGGCUGGAUUGAUGGGAUGAGGCCAACUGUAUGAGGUUCAGCAAGACCAAGUGCCCAGAUCCUGCACUUUGGUCACAGCAACCCUGUGCAGUGCUAGAGGCUUGGGGCAGCAGCUGGAAAGCUGCACAGAGGAAAAGAAUCUGGGAGGGGUGGUUGACAGCAGGCUGAGCAUGAGCCAGCAGUGUGCCUGGGUGGCCAAAGAGACCAACAGCAUCCUGGAUCAUAUCAGAAAUAGCUCAGCCAGCAGGACUAGGGAAGUAACUGUCUCUCUAUACUUAGCACUGAUGAGGCCUCAGAUUGCACAAGGGUGGGGUUCAGGUUGGAUAUUAGGAAGAACUUCUCGGAAGGAGCAGUGAUGCAGUGGCACAGACUGCCCAGGGAAGUGGUGGGGUCACCUUCCCUGCAGGUGUUGAAGAAGUGUAGGGAUGUUGCACUGAGGGACAUGUGGGCAUGGUGGGGGCGGGUUGGGAUUGGACUAAAGGAUCUCAGCCAUGCCGUCUUUUCCAACUUUACUGAUUCUAUGAUUCUCCAUAUGGUAUGAUUACAAAGAGUCUCUUUCUUUCAGUUUUUGGAAAAAAAAAAAACCCUCCGAAAUGGGAAAGUUAAUGUGUCUCUGUGUCAUCACUUUGUAAUGCCCUUUGGUAUCCUUUCAUCCUGAAUUUCCCUGGUGUAAACUAAACCACAAACACUGUGACUUAAUUUUAACACUUUGUCUGUGCAGGGUGUCCUGCAUUGAACCUGGAGGUCUGAGAGUUCUGUAAUGCUAUGGCUUUUUGCUUACAUUAAGUUCAUUAAGGCUUUAAAAGUGCUUUUCUUUGUAAUUUUCAUUGUCACAUCCACAUUUGCCUUCUUGCAGAAAACAUUCUCCUUGCACUCAGGAAAACAACUAAAAAGAUUACUCCUGUAAUCAAUUAAAGUUGAAACAGAACUAAAGUCAACACAGGCACAGGCUUUAAAUUCACCGCAAGUGACUCUAAAGUGUUUUGUUUCAGAGUGCUAAUUUUGCUUCAGAGUGAAUAGUAGCAUUGUCAUUUUCUCUAUCCUGUCUCCUAGAUACGGGAGUCUUUCAAAAGCAAAUAAGAGGUUGGGUUGUUUUGUGGAGUGUGGCAUGAGUCUGCCUAACAGAUUAGUGCAGGGGAAAUGCAAACAUGCAGGUAUCUUUAGCUGCGUGAACUAACCCAGACAGAUUUUUUGUCUCCCUUUAUUUUCCUUUUCGGAAAGGAGGAGGGGGCACCAAACUUAGCUCUGUGCCUUGGUGCACAUCAUCUGAAUAAUCUGGAGGCUGACGGACACCUUUUCCUGCUGGUCACCUGUGUGUUUGGCCACGGGGAUUGUAGAUGCAGUUUGGUGAGAGAGCUGAGCCUGCUGGCUGGUGCCAGGAGGGCAGUCCUGCUGCCUUGGUCUUGCUUCCAGCUCUGUUCUCCCCUCGUCCUCCCUGCUCUGGUCUCAUUUCUGGUACUCACUGCUGAGCAUUCAGCUCAUGAAUGUGGCACAAGAUUACUCUUUCUUCUUUUUUCUGCCAGCUCGGUGGGCUCUGAAGCCAGGUCAGCACUUGUUCAGUUACAAAAAAAUAUGUCUUCUUGGCACAGGUAAUUCCUGCUCUCCUUGCUGAGAUUCAAAAUACACUGUCAAUUCCCAGGGCAGUGGGAAAUCCCUCAGACUUGGCAGGGAGCUGCUGGCUUCCAGGGGGCAGGAGCUCCUUGAUGCAGUUUCACAGUAUAACUCUUGGUCUUCAUUUUGGCAUCCUAAGUGUGCUUACUUCCUGCUUGUGAUGGCUUUUGUGCUUAUGGGAUGGGAAUCAGCUUUUGGGUGUAGAUGGAGGGCAAAUUGCUGUCCAGGAGUGAUGUGAAGCUGAAGCCUUUUGCCGGCAGGUGUCAGUAUUCCAUAGAUUUACUGUGGAGCACUGAUGGCGUUUAGGCUGUUUUCCUAUAAUUGAAGUCUCAUCCCCGCAUUGUCACACACAUAGGAGAGAGCAAGUGGUCCAAACCAACAUGUCUACAUAAUCAGGGCAACCGGAGUGAGGGAGGUGGGGAAUUCCAGGGAUGUGUGUGGUAUCUCUUAAGCUGUGCAAGCCUAAAAAACCCAAAAUCUUGUGAUGGAAGAAGCCGGAUUUCUCAGCUGCUGUGAUGUUAACAUGUUUGACACUUAACAGUGAAGGUGCCAUUACGUAGAAACCAGCUGACUCUACAUGUUCAGCAAACCCUGCCAGUAAGCAUGCCUACUGCUUCUGUCAAGUGGUGUAGCUCCUUGCAGGUGUCUACGCAGCUGAUGUCUUAACUGUUCGCAUUUAACAAGCAAUUUGGAGUAUGUUUUGAUAGACUAUCUGCUGACUGAGUCAAAGAGGUUGGAAAUAUUGAUAGUGAUACGUUAUGUGUUGAAAAAAAUCCCCAAAUGAUUCACUUGUGACAUAUUUUGCUUUAAAAAUAGCCAGACAGCAGAAAGCAAAAGAAGAAGAGUGAAGAAAUGAAGUUCACAUGUACAUGUAUCAAGUGGAAGUGUUUAAAAUAUUUAAAUAGGUCCUUAGGUAAACAUUAUGUUAAAAGCAGCUGAUAAAAUCUUGAAGCAUCUCACGUAAGUACACAUUGAGAUACACAAAGAUUCUCAUGUUCUAGCAGAGUUCCAGCAAUCCCAGCAUAAGCAGUUCAUGCACCAAUGCCUUGCAAGUUUCUCUGAAGGAGUAGCGCUGCAGCUGGCAUUACUGAUUUAACAAGAUGUGUUGAUGUGCUCUAAAGAAGCUGUAAGGCAGUUUGUCUUCUCUUUGGAGUUGUUCCUUCGUACAAUGCUUCAGAGCAUUGUGGUGGUUUACAAACAAAGGAGAACCCAGGUGCAACCAACCCUUAGGACCAAAAAUCUUUUGUUUCCCAUGCUUUCCCAAUCAAAUCAUUCUAACUGUGCUCAAGUAUCUGAAUGUUGGGAAUAGGUAAGUAAUUUUUCCCAGGCUGGUCACUCAAACAUUUCUAGGCAAUGAUUUCCUUUACUGUGAAUUGGCAAAAACCAGGCAUUUUUGUAGGAGGCAUUGGGUGAUUAUGGUUAAUUUACUGUGCUUACGCCAGCUUGAUGAAUAAUAGUGAAAUAGAAAAGUACUUGUUCGGAUUUUCUUUUGGGUAGAUGUUUUGCAAAUGUUGAAAAUGAGACAUAGACCUCAGCUGACUGCAACUUAAACCUCAGGGGAAAUGAGUAUGAUGGUUAUAGCCUCUCAUAGCUUUCCCACAUUGGAAGCACAGUUAGAAUUUGCAAGUCUUAGCCUUAUACAGUAGCCUCACUGAUGGCAGAUGAAGAGAUACUUGGGAGCAGAGCAGGUUUGUUUGUGCAGUGCUGGCAUACCACAGCUGAUGCUGUGCAGUGCCCUUAACCUCUCAAAUGCACUGGCACUAAAUUUUGUUUUAAAUGAGUUCAGAAUAGGAGGAGGAUGUUUACUUUACUGCAGCUUCAUAGCACAGAAGCUGAUCAAGAGGAAUUAUUAGUGUGUUUUGCAGGUUUAAUAACAAGAGAGUAACUGCCGCUCCAUUGUUUUAAACCUAUAUGAGUGAUGGCUAGCAUGUAGCUUCUCAGGGAGAAGUAUAAAUAUUUUACCACACUGUAGUUUGGGAGGGCAAGUGUGAACUGUGAGACCAGUGUUUCAUGCUGACACAAAACGCAGACAUGGAUGAGUAGACAAAUAAGUGCUGAGUUGCUCAGUGCUUGCUUGUAGAUUCUGAUGAUGGCUCUGUCAGAGGAGAUAGGGUGUAUGUAUGUGUGCAAAAGAUAUUGGUGGGUGCAUCAUGGUUGUGCACGGAUUUAGAUAUAACACUGAGUAAGGCAGGUGUGUAGCAGAGAGAUGAUGUGUUUAAAAUGAAAGGCAGUAUUUUUCCAAAGGACAGGACACUUUCAUCUGGAAGGAAGGACUGGGAGGUUAGCAGUCUCAGCAGUGGUGCAAGGGGCACUCCAGGCAUUCUAGGAGGAAGGCUUAGUGCUAGUCAUAAAGGGAAAGGAAUUUGUUUUUCUGUAGCAUAAUAGAAAUAUUUACUUCUAUGAAGUUGUUUCCCAUGAGGUCUAGUGAUUAACCUAGACCACAGUAUGUUAGGUGCUCUCCAAAUACAGAGCAAGACGAUGAUCUGUGCCCUGUAGAGUGUACGUUGAGAAGCUAGCACCUACCCAAGAGGCCUAGCUGUGCUGAUGGUGAUUAAAGUUACAGUAAUGAUUCUGCCAUUAAUUAGAACUUUCUCAGUCAUUACAACUCAUUGGCCCAUACACUGCAUGUCACCAAGACUGAUACUUUCAAUAUUAGGAUACAGUGCUCAAGUUAAUGUUUUCUUCACAGAGGCAGCCGGUGGUUACCCUGUCCCUGGGAUGGCAGUACUGCUGUUCCACCUCCGUUAGGACUGCCUGGCUGUGCAGGGGGAUAUGCAUGACCCACACCGUGGGGUGGCAGCGGGCAGGUGAGGCCUACUCAGAUCCAGGAGGCCAUCCUGGCUGCCCUGCCUGGGACAAGGCCUCAGCAGCCCUUCCAUGACCCAUACCUGUGCACUCUGACAGACCCUUCUGUAAUUAACCACUGUCAAGAACGCUUCAGAAAAUGCCUCUUGGCAUUUCAAAUAGGAACAUCAGAGUAAGGAGAAGAGAAGUAAUGAGGUGCAGGGAGAAAAUCUUUCCCUGGGGAACAAAUCAAACCUGAUAUCAUCAUAAAGGGUAAUGAGAAAUGCACUGCUGAAGGGAGGAAAUUCACCAGCUGCCUAGAGGAAGCGAAACUUUGUAUUCCUAUUUAAAACAGCAGAGAGAGGAUACUAAGGUUCUGGUCUGCUGGUUAAGUGGGGGACAUGCAGCAUGCACACCUGCUUUUUGCAUGUAGUUUUGCCAGACAUUUCCUGAGCCCUUGGGCCAGUCAUUUCACUUCUCUGUGACAUAAGGUUUGUCUACAUAGAUGUGUGCACAGUGUGUGCCUGUACACCCACAUGGCUGGUUCUGAAGCUGUGACUGCAUACAGCUAAAUAAAGCAGGACCAAGUGGGACAGAGCAGCCCUGUCCCCACUACAGAGAACUUGGCCUGUCUUAUCUUUUUUGGUCUCUCGUAGUGCCAGGCAGUGUGCUGGUACUUGAACAGUAUGGACGAGCUGCAAUCCUGUAAAUGAAUUUGCUUUCUGGCCCUGCUUUAUUUAGCUGUAUAAAUGAAAGCUGUGUGGCCAUGUCAGCAUGGCUGCAUGCCCACAUUGAUAAGUCCGUGUAUAUUAUUUCACACACAGUGCUAUACAGUAGAAGGAGCUGUGCCCACAACAGCUCAUGCCACAGAUACAGCGAGUAUUAGGUGAUAGUCAUUGUAAUUGCCAACCUUACUUGAUACCCCGUAGCUUAAUUAAAGUUUAUAAGAAGCAUUAGUAUUCUCUUCAUAGGACACCUGGGCUAGUGCAGUGUAUUGCUGCCUGAGACUGUUUGCAGCCCUUAGCAUUCUGCAGACAUUCUGUAAGUAUUGCAGGAGGAGUGCAGAUUACCUGCAGCAAAAGACCUCUCGACAGUGAGCAUACUGUGAGUGUUGGUUUUCUCUCCCGGGCUCCUGGUGUAUUGUCACAGGGAUCCACAAGCCUUUAGUUAAGGACUGAAGGCACGUGGGGGAGAGAAACAUUACAAGGAGAGGGGCAGAAGUAGGUGAAGAUCACAAGGCCUCAUUUACAGUGGCUAUAAAAACUGAUGGGGUGUCAGGGACAGCGAUGCCAUUCCACAGAGUGAAAUUGAGAGAAGUAGGAUGUGGGGAAGGAACAAGCCCGCAGGGUAUCCUGAGUGGCAACUUGUGAUCCUGCAGGGCUGGAACGGCUGGUCAGCGUGAGGAGGACACAUGCCUUUAGGAGUAAGAUGUCCUUACCCUCCCUUGCCAUCCUGUUGAUGUCUGCUUGCCACUGAUAGUAAUCUUACACGUCUGCAAUCUUGGUCUCAUCUGUGUGUCACCUCUCAUCCUGUGACGGCUCUUCCCCCGUGCCGCCGCAGGCACCACAAGAGGUUUUGUUGCUCCCCAGGUUGUGCGGCGUGGAAGUGUUUUCUCCAUGCAGCUUUCUGCCAUUCAGUCUAGCUCCCAGAUUUGGAUUUUGGGGCAAAUUCUUCUUGAAGUGCCUUCAGGCUCCGUGCAGGGUAGCUGUGUCAUUUUUCUACUGAAACUCUUGCUUGGUAUUUUACUUAAAUCUUGUGCAGUGUGAGUUGCAUGUGUAUCAGUCAGUGUGUUGUGAGUCAGAGUAAAGGCAUUCAGUAUCACAGUGCUCCAAUGGAAAAAAAAAAAUACGAGGGUAACUGUUACAGUAUUUACAGCAUUGUUUUUCAUACUGAGAUUUGCACAAGCUCGUUUGAGUUAUUUGGCAUAAAAAUUCCAUGAUCUUAGAGGAAGCUGACUCAUUAAAACAGACUCCAUUUCUCCAGAGAACCCAGAAGAAAACAGUGCUUUAAUGCAUCUGCAUUCACUCAAGUGUGCCCUGUGCUAUCAGUUAAACGACACAGAAAAUAUAUUUCUUCCCAGCUCUGUUCCUGCCAAUUCCUCCUUCCCUUAGUGCCUCCCUUGGCUUGCUUUUCUUCGUCUGUAAUAUAGAUGUAAAGAGAUAUUGCACCUUUUUGCCUAGCAAAUUUGCCCCUUGUGUACAGUCCUACCUACUAGCAGUAGCAACUGCAAAUGUUUUCUUCUUUUUGCCAUGAGAGUCACACAGAGUGAAAAAAGCUCGAAACAGUUGUAUGCCAGAAUGUGUUUCUUUGUCAGUAUGGUUGAUGCUUGGUACAUACUGGCUCCUGGGCCACCUGAAUGCCUCUGGAUUGCCAGCGUGAGGCAAGUCGUGGAUAGAACAAGGAAUAAGCAUAGUAUUAAUUGCAGGAGGGCUUGACAUACAUAAUCUCCAUUACUGAUCAUGCUAAUCAGGAAAGACCAGUUAGUUCCUAAAUUUUAGUCCAUAGACCUGACAAUUGGCAAACGUCGGUUUUUACUUACAGACUGAGGUUUGACGUGGUACAUCGUGGUCUAUGUGAUAGUACCAUAAAAAUGGCAUCCGUCUUCAGAGGAGACUGUGAUUCCUCUCAGUUGCCUCUUUUCUUCCUUGUUUGCUAUUCACCAUUUGUCUUUCUUAUGAAACAAAAGUUGACUGCAGUGUGGUGAAUCACUCGGGCUCCCUUUCACAUCAACCAGUAUUAUUAUGUAGUCUCUCCUUUGGUUAAUUCCCUCUUUGUAUUUCCUUGACCUUUUUUAAAAAAAAAAAAAAAAACAACCCACAUUCUUGCUAACUGUAUCAUGCCAGCUUUACAAGAUUAAUCUUCUCUAACUGCAUUGCCUUGCAUAUUCCACAUCCGUGUUCUGAUUUGGUCAGAUCAUGAUGGAUAGGUGUUCGCAUCAGUGACUCCUCUCUGAAGGAUGAGCAGUGGAAGACAACCUCCAGCAGACUGAGAAGCGUGUGCAAAUGAGUUGGUCUUCUGUGCACUUCUGUCUGCUCUUCCAAGUUGAGUUCAGAGUUGAUACUUGGUCUCACUUGGGGUUCCCUGGAAACUAAAAAGCUCUGCUUAGCUCCGGUUCUUUCAGUGCGUGCUCCCAUGUAUCUCCUUAAACGCUGAGUUGUGUUCCUCAGCUAAACAUGGUGAGAGCUGUGCAGUCCAAAAUGGUGGUAGAAACUUGGUUUGGACGUAGGAAAAGCAGAAAAAUACCUAAUGCACCCUAGCUCUGGUAACGAAGCAGAAGGGAGUUAAGAACAUGCUUCUUAAGGUAUUAAUAUUCCUGUAAGGAAGAAGCAGAGGAUGGAAAUGCAGCAUUUGCUUUCUUUCCAGGCUCAUAUUAGCUGUGUUUUCGUCCAUGCUAGCUUUCCCCUUCCAUUCCUGACUUUCUUUCCUUAAGUGUCCAUCUGCUACAGCAGCAAGGAAUGCAAGACUUUAUUUGCACUGUGAAACCAGUAAGUGAUGUGUUCUGGGUUCAGCAGUCAGUACCAAGCCAGCCAAACUCAUUUGUUCAGUGAAUGUCCUUGCAAGACUUCUAACACCAAAAAAACAAGCUUUGUGUAAGGGAUGAGAAGCCUCAGAGUGGCUGCCCCUGUGCCUGGUGGAUGCUCAGCGUGUCGACCCAUUCCCUUUACCUACCUGGCAAAGCAGAACUUUCAGAAUAUAUUGUCUUCAAGCCCCUCUGGUUUGGGGAAGUUGAGUGUUCAAAGGUUCGUGACAUCUUAACAGCUGUGUCCAGAAGGUGCUCUCUCUCACUUAUGUGUCUUUCUUCUCUCCUUCUUUAUUCUUUUUCUUUGUUUGUGGCAAAUGUUGAAGUUCAUUUGAUUUUCUGAUUCUUCCUGAAUUUAAUUUCUCUGAGUUCUAUCUCUGUCUAGAUUUAUAGUCAUAAUCGUUUGCAUUUGCAAGUGUGAGGUUAAAGUGAUAAAAUAAAUUUGUUAUAAGGUAGAUUUUUUUUUCUUUCUAGCUUUUCAAGGUCUGAUUAUUUUACAGCUGAGCUAGUAUCCAAUUGGUAAGAUGAAAAUGUAAAUUCACAGGCUUAGCAUUCAAGGUAUUUUUCAUCUGAUCAAAGAAAGGGAAGCAUUCUGCAAAACACAAAGCUAGCAUUUUUGCUAUGCAUGAAGUUACCUGGAUGUAGUCCAGCCGUCAGGAAAUCCACAUUGCAUCCAUUAAUGUGUAUUUUAUUUUUCUACAGGGGGUCUUGACCUUAUCUUCAUGCCAGGCCUCGGGUUUGA